UGGCAGUCACCUGUCCUCUCAACCCCGUUCUCCCUCAAUCUCUGUCGCUCGCCACCAUGUCCUCUCAGGUGUUGGCCCGGUCUGGCCUGAACAGCUCGUUUCUGCUCCACCCAGCUCCUUCAGGCCUCCCUACAGAGCGCCCUUCGCCAAGGAAUCGCCACCUGGCUGGAUAUGGAGCUGGACAGGUGUCGUUGCCAGGGUUGAGGUGCGGUUACGGCCCAGGCAAAUGUACGUCAUUCAGGCGGCCAGUUGUGUCCUCCCCAGGACGAAGCAGGGAACGCUUCACCUUCACAUGCGCCCAAGCAAAGAACUCUCCUCCUUCGGAUGCCAAUCCGAUAGCCACGGCGGUGUUGAACAGCAAGGCCCCAUCAGAAAACGGCAGCAGUAGUAGCCAAAACUCGGGCGCGGGGGGGGGUGGUACACAUGAAAGGAAGGGCGUUGACGAGGGCGACGGUGAUGAGGGGGAGUUUGGGUCAGUGCCAGAUCUGAUCCCCGAUGCCGCCAAGGACGUGGAUUCCUUCCUGCCGGAAUGGGCGCGGCUCAACAAGGAUGACGUCAUCACCGUGGGGGUCACCUUCGCAGUCUCUCUCAUCUUUCGAACGUUCAUUGCCGAACCUCGGUACAUUCCUUCCCUGUCCAUGUUCCCAACGUUCGACAUCGGUGACCGGAUCAUUACGGAACGGAUAUCAUACUAUUUGCAUGACCCCCAAGUCGGGGACAUUGUAACCUUCAAAGCCCCUCCACAGCUGGUGGCCCGGGGUUACCAGGACGGGGAGGUGUUCGUCAAACGAGUUGUCGCAACCGGGGGGGACGUAGUUGAGGUUCAUGACGGCACCUUGAUUGUGAACGGGCGGCAACGAAAUAGCGAGACAUAUAUCGCCGAGAAGCCGUUCUACGACCUGCCGCCCGUGAGGGUUCCGGAGGAUGACGUUUUCGUCAUGGGGGACAACCGGAACAACAGCUACGAUUCGCAUUUAUGGGGUCCUUUACCUAAAAAGAACAUAGUCGGGAAGUAUUUCUUUAGAUACUGGCCUCCUACUAAGAUUAACGCCAACGGCAAUGCUGUAGCCCCGCCUCUCCUCGACAGUCGGUAACGACCAUUGUUUGAGUUUUACCCUUGAUUAUACCAAAAGUUUGAGAGCACAGUAAUAACAAUUGACUGGAAUCAGGUUUCACGAGUUCUUAACUCGAUCAUUUUUGAGGUGAGGGCUUUUAGGUAAAAGACAUGGACUUUGGGGUUUGAGCUCCGGCGCGUGUCUUAGUCUCUUCGUAAGGCCAUUCAAGAUGCACAUUCAUGGGCC
This is a messenger RNA of Klebsormidium nitens, 1301 nucleotides long. The record is from the annotation of a GenBank genome assembly. Lineage: Eukaryota; Viridiplantae; Streptophyta; Klebsormidiophyceae; Klebsormidiales; Klebsormidiaceae.